Trichomonas vaginalis G3 is the source of this 225-nucleotide messenger RNA. RefSeq lists its product as uncharacterized. Bases 1 to 225 code for a protein of 74 amino acids. The transcript has a single exon. NCBI's taxonomy places the organism in Eukaryota, Parabasalia, Trichomonadida, Trichomonadidae. The record is from RefSeq and is a predicted model, not a curated record.
AUGGACACAGACAUAGGCAUGCACCAAAACCAACACAACAACCAACACAACAACCAACACAACAACCAACAGUUCAAAACCCUGCACAACAACAACCACAACCAACAGUUCAAAACCCUGCACAACAACAACCACAACCAACAGUUCAAAACCCUGCACAACAACAACCACAAACAGAGCAAGGACAUAAAAGAAGUAGAGAACAAGGAAACCAAGAAUUCUUAA